Messenger RNA from Drosophila biarmipes, 1174 nucleotides. Its product is annotated as retinol dehydrogenase 13. The transcript has 5 exons. Lineage: Eukaryota; Metazoa; Arthropoda; Insecta; Diptera; Drosophilidae. The coding region runs from base 82 to 1074 and encodes 330 amino acids. The record is from RefSeq and is a predicted model, not a curated record.
UUUUCGUAGCGCCCGACAUACUCCGAGUGAACCCACAACUGACAACACCCUGGACAGCAGACAAAAUAAAAUAUAUUCAAAAUGUGCACUUUCAUAGAUUGUUUAUUGAGCCCCCUCAUACUGUGGCCGGCUAUUAUCGGCGUGGGUAUCUACCUCUUGAAGGACUAUAUGCAGGGAGGGCAGUUCAAGAAGGUCACCGAUGAGACCGGAAAAGUGUUCAUUGUCACGGGAGCCAACACCGGCAUUGGCAAGGAGACGGCUCUGGAGAUUGCCAGGCGCGGAGGAACUGUGUACCUGGCCUGCAGGGAUAUGAACCGCUGUGAAAAGGCCCGCAAGGACAUCAUAAAGGAGACGAAUAACCAGAAUAUAUUCUCCCGGGAACUUGACUUGAGUUCCUUGGAAUCCAUCCGUGAAUUCGCAGCUGGCUUCAAGAAGGAGCAGAGUAGGCUCGAUGUCCUGAUCAAUAACGCCGGCGUGAUGCGCUGCCCCAAGACUUUGACCAAGGACGGCUUCGAACUGCAAUUGGGAGUCAACCACAUCGGGCACUUUCUGCUGACUAACCUCCUGCUCGACGUGCUGAAGAAAUCGGCUCCAAGUCGCAUUGUCGUCGUUUCCAGUCUGGCCCAUACGCGUGGCACUAUGAACGUGGACGACCUGAACAGCGAGAAGUCCUAUGACGAGGGGCUAGCCUACAGCCAGAGCAAGUUAGCCAACAUCCUGUUCUCCCGGGAAUUGGCCAAGCGCUUGGAGGGCACUGGUGUCACAGUCAACUCUCUACAUCCGGGCGUUGUGGACACGGAACUGACCAGGAACUGGGCCUUCUUCCAGACCAAUUUCGUGAAAUUCUUCUUCAAGCCUAUGAUUUGGCCGCUCUUGAAGACACCCAAAAGUGGAGCACAAACCUCGAUUUAUGCUGCUCUCGACCCGGAACUGAAGGAAGUCACCGGCGUAUACUUCAGCGACUGCAAGCCAAAGGCUGUGGCCCCCGCUGCCUUGGACGAUAAGGUUGGAAAGUUCCUGUGGGCCGAGAGCGAGAAGUGGACUGGCCUAGCUACUCCUGCAUCCAAAAACUAAGCAGUAGUAGGUUAGAACAAGCGGUUUAAUCAUCUUUAAUACUAGCUGCUUUUCGCGAAUGGAUUAAUAAAUAAAUACAUAUUUUCCUAGCUUUCAUAAA